This is a messenger RNA of Girardinichthys multiradiatus, 1562 nucleotides long. RefSeq lists its product as uncharacterized. Gene Ontology annotation, biological process: regulation of autophagy. The coding region runs from base 207 to 962 and encodes 251 amino acids. The record is from RefSeq and is a predicted model, not a curated record. Gene Ontology annotation, cellular component: mitochondrion. Lineage: Eukaryota; Metazoa; Chordata; Actinopteri; Cyprinodontiformes; Goodeidae. The transcript is spliced from 2 exons.
UAAAGAGAGGAGGAGGAGGGAUGUGUGGUGGAGAUAAAUCUCCAUUCAGCCUCUGCCUCUGCUCAGAGACAGCUGAUGCUUCAGAGAUGCAUUGUUGGAUUUAAGCACAGGAGCUUAAAAAAAGACCAAAACUGACUGAUUAGCUUACAACUGCAGCAAAAAGAAACGAUUAAAGGGACACCAACAGCUGCUGUCUGUGUGCAGCUAUGCGGCCAAGAUCCAGACUGCUGAGCAAGAGAAGAGUUAUGCUGCCCACAAUCAGGGAGGGCAUGGAGGAGAUGGUGAAGGACCUAAAUGAGGCCAACACGUUUCAUUUUGCUGACAACAGCCAGGGUGUUCAUUCGGAGGACUACUUUCUCUCCAUCUGUCACCUGGCCCGCCCCACCUUCCCCGCCAGAGAUGUUUUCUCCCAGAAUUACCAGGCACGUCAGCAGGAGGCUGUGCAACAGAGGCUCAUUGGGAGUGCUUUGUCACAUGGUUCUGAUUUUCUGCAGAUGGAGGAGAAAAAACUGCCUGGAGAACUGUUGUGCUGCAACUCUGACCCAUUGGAGUAUCUUUAUGGGAAUCAGAAAAACCUCCUAGCCCUGUCAGGACGGGUGAGGAAAGCAUUUGUUGAGGGAAAAAUGGUAGGGCAACAAAGUGACAUAGUGGAGGGCCAAGCUCGCAGGAGAGCAAACAGCAUCCCCCACACUUCAAACACAGAUUUACCAUUCCAGCACGCAAGUAACUGCACUGAAAUCCUCUCAGAAGCCAACACCUCAGCCGCAAGUUGUUCUCCAAGACACAGCUCACCCACGUCAGAGACCAGGAGAGUCUGUCUCGUGGACAAAGGAGCAGAAGGAGAAAGACUGAAUCCAGUCACCCAACAAUCCUUGAUCUCCCAGUGGAUCUCAGACUGUAGGUCAGCUUGGAGAGAGGCACGUCUACGGGCCUGUAUGCUGCCUGCUAUUGCUGAGGUGUAGGAGGUCCGGGUACAGAGACUGGGACAUUCUUGAAAAAUAAACACAAAACAUUUUUUUGUCCGAACACAAGGCAUUCUGGGCAGAGCCGGCCCAAAGUUAUACAGGGCCAAGGCAGAAUGUGAUACCAGUUUUGGGCCAUCACCCAGGAACCCAGAGUGCACCAUUAAAAACUUGUCAGUGAUUGUUUUGACAUUCACAAGGUACAGGAUAAAACUGACUUACAUGUUGAAGCAUGGCCCCAGCUUUGAUACAAACAGUGGAAAUAAAUCAUUUUGUAGCAGUUGACAUAGAUGAUUAUGCAUUUUAUUUUGUGACGUGUUGAUUUUCCUACUUGCGCUUGAGGCCCCGAGGUGAGCAAGGGGUUCUAAGCAAAUUAUGCCUCAGGCCAAGUUGUAUUCUGAUACAUAUGUAGAAAUACAUGUUUGAAAACAUACAGAGGAAAAGAAAUAUUGUCUUCGUACAUCAAUGUUUCAUACUCUUGAUGCUUGCUGGUGAUUCUACAGGUACAUGAACAUGGACCAUUCUAUGAUGCCUGUUUUAUAUCUUAGCGUGUACUGACUUGUCAAUCAAGAAAUAAACCUGUCUUUUGAUAAGCAGUCA